AUGCCCGGACCGGACACAGACUUCAAACAGCUUCGCUGCCCUGGAUCCAUUGGUUCCGGCGCCUUCAUCCCUUGGUGCUUCUGCCUCAACAUCGAAUCCGGAGGUAACUGCACCUUCGUCCUCUGUUCUGUCUCAAUCUCCGGUGGCUUCUAACUCUGUUUCAGAUCUUCAGAGCUCUCACCCUCAAUGGAACAUGAGGGUGUCUGAGACUCUGGCCCCUCCAUCAGCCACAAUGUAUUCUACAGCUGGCUCAGGUCAUCAAUCUGAAAGUUUCCAAAAAGCUGCCAAUUAUUUCAGGCCGGUACCAUCGUUGGGCCGCAGCUGUGAAAGAUUCAGCAGGCUACUGGCAUUGCACACCUGGCUAAAAGAUUAUUGUAGCUCUGUUGGCAUAACUUUUAUAGAUAACUUUGACACCUUCUGGAAACAGAAGAUGCUCUACAGGAAUGACAGAGUCCAUUCAAAUCAUCUUGGCUCCUGGACUCCACACAUUUCAAGGCUGCAUUGAGACAAUGACUUAUCAAUGACCCAAGCCAUGCUCAGAUAACCCCUAACAUUGUGUCACUGAGUUGUCGUAUUGCUGUAGCAAAUAUACAUUGUCCUAGAAGCAUUGGAAGUCAUAAUGUAAGUUAGCUACUUUAUUUCCCUCUAAGUCCCCUGAAUGCCUCUGCAAUCCUAUAGCUAUUGUAUGCAGUAAUCAUGUGUCUAUAAAGCAGAGUUAUACUGUUACCACUGAGGCGGUGUUCCCUAGUAAGAAGUUCAGCUCAAGCAUAAAUAUCACGGUCAUGUCUACUUCUGAUAAGCCGCUCAGUAAAGCAAUCAAAACAAACAAGCAUUCUAGUAGUGCUAAAAAUUGCCCAUAUGAUAUAUUUUUGUAAAUGUAACCUUUAUUUAACUAACAAGUCAGUUAAGAUCAAAUUCCUAUUUACAAUGAUGGCCUACCCCGGCCAAACCCGGACAACGCUGGGCCAAUUGUGCGCCGCCCUAUGGGACUCCCAAUCACGGCCGGAUUGUGAUACAGCCUGGAAUCAAACCAGGAUCUGUAGUGAGGCCUCUAGCACUGAUAUGCAGUGCUUUAGACCGCUGUGCCACUCAAGAUCCCAAAAGUGUCAGAAGUGGGAUUAACAUAUGUAGCCUAAGAAACAAGGUACAUAAAAUCGAUAACUUGCUAGUAACAGAAGACAUUCAAAUACUGACUGACUAUCUCUGAAACUCACUUAUACUGUAGAUAAUAAAUUUUAUUAUAUAGAGGUAGCAAUACAUAGUUAUAACAUCUACAGAUGUAAAACUUAGAGAGGAUCUCAUGUCAAAUACUGUUGAAGAAAUAAGGCUAUAGGAUCACCUGCCUCACCUAAAGGCCAUUCUUGUGGGAAGCAGUUAUAGACCACCAAGUGCUAACAGUCAGUAUCUGGAUAAUAUGUGUGAAAUGCUUGAUAAUGUAUGUGAUAUUAACAGAGAUGUAUAUUUUCUGGGUAAUGUAAAUAUUGACUGGCUUUCAUCAAGCUGCCCACUCCAGAAAAAGCUUCAACCUGUAACCAGUGCCUGGAACCUGGUUCAGGUUAUCAGUCAACCUACCAGGGUAUUUACAAACAGCACAGUAAUGAAAUCAUCCACAUGUAUUGAUCACAUCUUUGCUAAUGCUGCAGAAAUCUACUUUAAAGCAGUAUCCGAAUCCAUUGGAUGUUGUGAUCACAAUAUAGUAGCCAUUUUUAGGAAAACAAUAGUUCCAAAGGCUGGACCUAAUAUUGUGUAUAAGCGGUCCUAUAAGAGGUUUUGUAGUGAUUCCUAUGUUUAUGAUGUAAAGAAUAUUUGCUGGUCUGUGGUGUUUAAUGAGGAGCAACAAGACGCUGCACUUGACACAUUUAUGAAAUUGCUUACUCCAGUUACUAAUAAGCAUGCGCCCAUUAAGAAAAUGACUGUAAAAACGGUUAAAUCCCUGUGGAUUGAUGAGGAAUGACAUAUUGCAAAUUCAGAUAUCAUGUGACUAAACUGAAUAAAAAGAAGAAACUAUACAAUGAAACAAAUAAAAAAAAUAUAUAAAGUAUGAUAGUAAAAAGGUUUGGUGCACCUUAAAUGAAAUUUUGGGCAAAAAGGCAAACUCAGCUCCAUCAUUAAUUGAAAAGAUGGCUCACAAAACCCACUGAUAUAGUGAAUUACUUUAAUUAUGUUUUUAAUUUGCAAGAAUAAGAACAAGCUUAGGCAUGACAUGCCAGCAACAAAUGCCAAACCUACACAUCCAAGUAUAACUAACCAAAUUAUGAAAGACAGGUGUGAAAUAUUUGGCAUUGGUCCUCAGAUCCAAGAAAGGAAUGAAGCAACAAUAAAGAUAAAUAUUAUAAAAGGCAGGCUAUAUAUGCAUCAGCUUGCUAAUUAUACAACAAGGCCCUAAUAUUUCUCAAAAUUAAAAUCAAAUUCACUAGCGUAUACUUGUAUCUUUGUAUGCCGCAUGUGCUGCCCCAGAAUCUCUUCUGCUUUAUCAUGGUUUGAACAAUGUGCGUAAUUCAGUCCAUAUAAUACAGUAUAAUACAAUACAGUAACACAGUUCACUCUCAAAAUGAUUAGCCUACUGGAGCUAGUUUCAUUUAUUUACUCAAGAGAGCAUAUAGCUAGCUACAUCUAUGGGCUUUUAUGUUUCUCUGUUGUGCGUAAUAUGCCUUAGCCUAUAUCAUAUACUGUAUGUAUGGGAUAAUGGCACAAUCAUUUUGGGCUUUUUUGGGCUUGGGCUCAUUACAUUUUGUUAAUGUAGGGCUCAGAAAUGUAUUUAAUAUAUGGCUCAUCAGGCUCAGGUAGCAUCAGGUUUCAAUUUUCAUGCUGAUCAAAUCUCUAAUCAAAUCCAGACAAAUUAUGUGCUUUAUAAUGUUUUUUAAUAACGCUUCCGGUUUUGGUGGGAAAUAUCGGGUUACCUGGGAGAAAAGGGAUUUAUUCUCGGGAUGGAACAUUUGUAAAAUACCGGGAAAAUAUUCAACCUCAGUGAGUGUGGAGGAGGUGAAAAAAAUAUUGUUGUCUAUCAACAAUGACAAGCCACCUGGGUCUGACAACUUGGAUGGAAAAUUACUGAGGAUGAUAGCGGACGAUAUUGCCACUCCUAUUUGCCAUCUCUUCAAUCUAAGCUUACAAAAAGUGUGUGCCCUCGGGCCUGGAGGGAAGCAAAAGUCAUUCCGCUACCCAAGAAUAGUAAAUCACCCUUUUUUUACUAGCUCAAAUGGGGCGGCAGGUAGCUGUCGAUGUGCCCUUGAGCAAGGCACUUAACCCUAAUUGCUCCUGUAAGUCGCUCUGGAUAAGAGCGUCUGCUAAAUGACUAAAAUGUAAUGUAAAUGUAAAUAGGCAACCAAUCAGCCUGUUACCAACCCUUAGUAAACUGUUGGUAAAAAUGGUGUUUGACCAGAUACAAUGCUAUUUUACAGUAAAUACAUUAGCAACAGACUUUCAGCAUGCUUAUAGGGAAGGACAUUCAACAUGCACGGCACUUACACAACAGAAUGAUGAUUGGCUGAGAUACAUUGAUAUUAAAAAAAUUCUGGGAGCUGUUUUGUUAGAACUGUAACAUUGGUAAAAACGUAUAUGUUAUGGCUUUACACCCCUUCUAUAUUGUGGAUCGAGAGUUACCUGUCUAACAGAACACAGAGGGUGAUCUUUAAUGGUAGCCUCUCCAACAUAAUCCAGGUAGAAUCAGGCAUUCCCCAGGGCAGUUGUAUAGGCCCCUUACUUAAAAAAAAUUAAAAAAAACUUUACUAAUGACCUGCAACUGGCUCUGAGUAAAGCCAGUGCGUCUAUGUAUGCAGAUGACUCAACACUAUACACGUCAGCUACUAUAGCAGGUGAAAUCACUGCAACAAUUAACAAAGAGAUGCAGUUAGUUUCAGAAUGAGUGUCAAUAAAUAAUUUAGUCCUAAAUAUUUCAAAAACUAAAAGCAUUGUUUUUGGGAAAAAUCAUUAACUAACACUAAACCUGAACUAAAUAUUGUAUUGAAUAAUGUGGAAAUUCAGCAAAUUGAGGAGACUAAACUCUUUGGAGUAACCCUGGAUUGUAAACUGAUAUGGUCAAAACAAAUUGAUGCAACAGUAGCUAAGAUGGGGAGAGGUAUUUCCAUAAUAAAGUGUUGCUCUGCCUUCGUAACAACAAUAUCAACAAGACAGGUCCUACAGGCCCGAGUUUUGUCGCACCUGGACUACUGCCAAUGCAUGUGGUCCAGUGCCACAAAGAUGGAUUUGGGAAAAUUACAACUGGCCCAGAACAGGGCAGCACGGCUGGCCCUUAAAUGUACACGGAGAGCUAACAUUAAUAAAAUGCAUGUCAAUCUCUCAUGUUUCAAAGUAGAGGAGAGAUUGACUUCAUCACUACAUGUUUUUGUAAGAAAUAGUGACAUGUUGAAAACACCGAGCUAUCUGUUUAAACUAAUUAAACUACUAGCACACAGCUCGGACACCCAUGCAUACCCCACAAGACAUACCACCAGAGGUCUCUGUACAGUCCCCAAGUCCAGUAUGGAAAGUACACAGUACUACAUAGAGCCAUGGCUACAUGGAACUCUAUUCCACAUUAAGUAACUCACUCAAGCAGUACAAUCAGAUUAAAAAACAGAUACAAAUACAUCUUAUGGAACAGCGAGGACUGUGAAAAGUCACACACACACACACACAAAUACAAACACACACAUACACACAUAACAUACACUAUGCACAAAUGUACCUCUGGAUUGUGUGUUGUAGUAGAGUAGUGGCCAGAGGGCACACACUUAAUGUAUUGUGAAAUCUGUUGUAAAACGUAUUUUAUUGUUUAAUGUUUUUAUUAUAGUGUAUUUUACUGCCUUAAUUUUUGCUGGACCCCAUAAAUAAUACAAAUACAAAAAUAGGGGAUGAUGGUGCUGGAACCUCCGAAGCCAGGAGGGCAAAGCUAUUCGACAACUGGAUUUGGGCCGUUCUUCCCAACACCAAAGAAUCCCCACACGCCACUGGCUUCUUCCCUCCAUUUGGCCUACGGCGGGUGACGUGCUUCCAUGGUUUGGCAGCAGGAAUGGUGACAGUAUCAUCCACUAAAUCCAUUAGAAGUGAUGAUCCCACUCAUUAAAAUGCAAAUCAAUUCAUAACAUUUUUGACAUGCGUUUUUCUGGAUUUUUUUAUUCUGUCUCUCACUGUUCAAAUAAACCUACCAUUAAAAUUAUAGACUGAUAAUUUCUUUGUCAGUGGGCAAACAUACAAAAUCAGCAGGGGAUCAAAUACUUUUUUUCCCUCACUGUAUACAUGCCUUCGGUAAAUACACCCAAAAUAAAAAACAUUUAAAAAAUGAAAUAUACUAUUCAGUCUCAAACAAAUUCGUGCACUCGCUCUCGUGCACUCGUAGGGGCAUCUGCCAGGAUAACUUUGGCACCUUUUGGAAACAGAAGAUGCUCUACAGAGAGGAUGGGUUCCAUCCAAAUCAUCUUGGUGCCUGGACCCUGUCCUCUCAUUUCAAGGCUGCGCUGAGACAUUAAGUUAUAAACACCCCAAGUUCUGCUCAGGUAAUCCAAAUCAUAAAUUAUCAGCAUUAUCAUCAAACUGCAGGCCUGCAACAGGUAACCAUCACUGACUCUUGUAAUCCAUGUCCUCGCUCAAAACAUAGGCCCAAUGUUACAGUUCUAGACAAUCUUGUAUCUAAACCAAUUCAAGCUAGCCCUAUCGUAUUUCCUAAUAAGGGGUUACCAACUGAGCAUAGUAUGCUUGUAUUAGAGACCCCGUCUGAUCUGAAAUCCUGCAGCUGCGGCAUUGGACUGAUUCAUGUACAGUGGGGGAAAAAAGUAUUUAGUCAGCCACCAAUUGUGCAAGUUCUCCCACUUAAAAAGAUGAGAGAGGCCUGUAAUUUUCAUCAUAGGUACACGUCAACUAUGACAGACAAAAUGAGAAAAAAAAAUCCAGAAAAUCACAUUGAAGGAUUUUUAAUGAAUUUAUUUGCAAAUGAUGGUGGAAAAUAAGUAUUUGGUCAAUAACAAACGUUUCUCAAUACUUUGUUAUAUACCCUUUGUUGGCAAUGACACAGGUCAAACGUUUUCUGUAAGUCUUCACAAGGUUUUCACACACUGUUGCUGUUAUUUUGGCCCAUUCCUCCAUGCAGAUCUCCUCUAGAGCAGUGAUGUUUUGGGGCUGUCGCUGGGCAACACAGACUUUCAACUCCCUCCAAAGAUUUUCUAUGGGGUUGAGAUCUGGAGACUGGCUAGGCCACUCCAGGACCUUGAAAUGCUUCUUACGAAGCCACUCCUUUGUUGCCCGGGCGGUGUGUUUGGGAUCAUUGUCAUGCUGAAAGACCCAGCCACGUUUAAUCUUCAAUGCCCUUACUGAUGGAAGGAGGUUUUCACUCAAAAUCUCACGAUACAUGGCCCCAUUCAUUCUUUACUUUACACGGAUCAGUCGUCCUGGUCCCUUUGCAGAAAAACAGCCCCAAAGCAUGAUGUUUCCACCCUCAUGCUUCAUAGUAGGUGUGGUGUUCUUUGGAUGCAACUCAGCAUUAUUUGUCCUCCAAACACGACGAGUUGAGUUUUUACCAAAAAGUUAUAUUUUGGUUUCAUCUGACCAUAUGACAUUCUCCCAAUCCUCUUCUGGAUCAUCCAAAUGCACUCUAGCAAACUUCAGACGGGCCUGGACAUGUACUGUCUUAAGCAGGGGGACACGUCUGGCACUGCAGGAUUUGAGUCCCUGGCGGCGUAGUGUGUUACUGAUGGUAGGCUUUGUUACUUUGGUCCCAGCUCUCUGCAGGUCAUUCACUAGGUCCCCCUGUGUGGUUCUGGGAUUUUUGCUCACCGUUCUUGUGAUCAUUUUGACCCCACGGGGUGAGAUCUUGCGUGGAGCCCCAGAUCGAGGGAGAUUGUCAGUGGUCUUGUAUGUCUUCCAUUUCCUAAUAAUUGCUCCCACAGUUGAUUUCUUCAAACCAAGCUCCUUAGCUAUUGCAGAUUCAGUCUUCCCAGCCUGGUGCAGGUCUACAAUUUUGUUUCUGGUGUCCUUUGACAGCUCUUUGGUCUUGGCCAUAGUGGAGUUUGGAGUGUGACUGUUUGAGGUUGUGGACAGGUGUCUUUUAUACUGAUAACAAGUUCAAACAGGUGCCAUUAAUACAGGUAACGAGUGGAGGACAGAGGAGCCUCUUAAAGAAGAAGUUACAGGUCUGUGAGAGCUAGAAAUCUUGCUUGUUUGUAGGUGACCAAAUACUUAUUUCCCACCAUAAUUUGCAAAUAAAUUCAUUAAAAAUCCUACAAUGUGAUUUUCUGGAGUUUUUUUCCUCAAUUUGUCUGUCAUAGUUGACGUGCACCUAUGAUUACAGGCCUCUCUCAUCUUUUUAAGUGGAAGAACUUGCACAAUUGGUGGCUGACUAAAUACUUUUUUUUCCUCCACUGUAAAUGGCAGAAUCUUGAUCAUGAACAUUUAUUUUAUUAUAACUCUGGCUUCUCAAACCAACGUGGACAUUCUGAUAAUAACUUAAACUUGGCUACGUAAGACUGUGCCGGAUACUGAUGUGUCUCUGGCUGGUUACAAUGUUUUUAGAUCUGACAGAGUUGGCUGAGGUGUCGCCAUAUUUUCAAAGGACAGCUUAAAUGUUUCUCUAUCUCUCACUACCUCUGUCCCUAAUCAAUGUUAAUGCCUCUGUCCUUAAGCAAAUGUAAUGCCUUGGUAAUAAUGUCCAAUUUACGCUAGUGGGAAUUUAUCGCCCUCCCUCUGCCUCAACAGGUGCUCUUAGCCAAUUGUCUAACUUGCUAUCUAACUAUGCUAAAUCUGAAAUCUGGGUGACCUUAAUCUGUAUUGGUUGAUGCCAGCUUCUGAUAGGCUGAAAGAGAUCUGCAUUGUUUUAAAUCAAACUAAGUUGAUAACAGAACCAACACGCCCCAACUUUAAACACCCCUCAAGUAUACAGCCAAUGGAAUUUUUGCUAAUGAGUUCAGUGACCAUUGUCCUGUUGCCUGCAUAAGAGAUGCAAAGCUACCUAAAUCUCGCUCUCGCAUUAUUACAAAUUAUAGGAAUUUUAUUGAGCAACAAUUAUUGUCUGAUCUGGGAUUGUGUGAAUGGGGGCUUUUGUUAGAAAUCUCUGACUCGGAUAUGGCCCUACAUUGUUUUGCUUCUUUGCUAAAUUCUAUUGCAGAUAAGCAUGCUCCCUUCACGAAACUAAGGGUAAGGGAUAGAGCUAAUCCCUGGUUCACACAUUAACUAUCAGAGAAACUUCAGGUGGGAAAUGUAGCUUGUGUUAAAGCUAGGGUGACUGAUUCUACGUCUGACUGGCAGUCUUUCAGACGCUUGAGAAAGAGAUGUCUAUCCCUGGUUAGAAAGCAAAAUUGACACACACUACAUGGCCAAAAGUGGAAACCCCUUCAAAUUAGUGGGUUCAGCUUUUUCAGCCACACCCGUUGCUGACAGGUGCAUAAAAUCGAGCACACAGCUAUACAAUCUCCAUUGACAAACAUUGCAGUAGAAUGGCCUGUACUGAAGAGCUCAGUGACUUUCAACGUGGCACAGUCAUAGGAUGCCACCUUUCCAACAAGUCAGUUCGUCAAAUUUCUGCCCUGCUAGAGCUGCCCCGGUCAUCUGUAAGUGCUGUUAUUGUGAAGUGGAAAUGUCUAGGAGCAACAACGGCUCAGCCGCGAAGUUGUAGGCCACACAAGCUCACAGAACAGGACCGCCGAGUGCUGAAGCGUGUAAAAAUCGUCUGUCCUCGGUUGCAACACUCAGUACCGAGUUCCAAACUGCCUCUGGAAGCAACGUCAGCACAAGAACUGUUCGUAGGGAGCUUCAUGAAAUGGAUUUCCAUGGCUGAGCAACCGCACGCAAGCCUAAGAUCACCAUGUGCGAUGCCAAGCGUCGUCUGGAGUGGUGUAAAGCUCGCCGCCAUUGGACUCUGGAGCAGUUCUCUAGAGUGAUGAAUCACGCUUCACUAUCUGGCUGUCCGACAGAUGAAUCUGGAUUUGGCGGAUGCCAGGAGAACGCUACCUGCCCCAAUCUAUAGUACUAACUGUAAAGUUUGGUGGAGUAUGAAUAAUGGUCUGGGGCUGUUUUCCAGUGAAGAGAAAUCUUAACGCUUCAGCAUACAAUGACAUUCUAGACGAUUCUGUGCUUCCAACUUUGUGACAACAGUUUGGGGAAGGCCCUUUCCUGUUUCAGCAUGACAAUGCCCCCGUGCACAAAGCGAGGCUCAUAAAGAAAUGGUUUGUCGAGAUCGGUGUGGAAGAACUUGACUGGCCUGCACAGAGCCCUGACCUCAACCCCAUUGAACGCCUUUGGGAGGAAUUGGAACGCCGACUGUGAGCUAGGCUUAAUUGCCCAACAUCUGUGCCCGACCUCACUGAUGCUCUUGUGGCUGAAUAGAAGCAAGUCCCCGCAGCAAUGUUCCAACAUCUAGUGGAAAGCCUUCCCAGAAGAGUGGAGGCUGUUAUAGCAGCAAAUGGGGGACCAACUCCAUAUUAAUGCCCCUGAUUUUGGAAUGAAAUGUUUGACGAGCAUACUUUUGGCCAUGUAGUGUAUUUUUCAACUGUGUAUAUGAGAAUGGUGGGAAUCCAGCUUCCUUGUGGAAGGUUGUCAAAUCUCUGAAACAAAACUCCAUUACAUUUACAUUUUAGCAGACGCUCUUAUCCAGAGCGACUUACAGUUUAGUAAUUGCAUACAUUAUUUUAUUUUUCAUACUGGCCCCCCGUGGGAAUUGAACCCACAACCCUGGUGUUGCAAACGCCAUGCUCUACCAACUGAGCUACAUCCCUGCCAGCCAUUCCCUCCCCUCCAUCCCCUCAUUACCCUGGCAGGUUAUGACAGCCUCUGGUCCCAUAAUAGAUAAGAUGGACAUUUAUGGUGCUUUUAAUAACCACUUUGCAUCAGCGGGCCAGCUAUUUAAUAAAAUAGCUUCUGAAAACUCUGAUUCCAGCAGAGGGAGGUAUUUAUUCACAUCGAGCCAGGUUGCAAAAAAUGAUAUAUUCCCAGAUACACAUCUAAUUUUCACUUCAACCAUUUGAUGUCUAUGAUGUACUGAGUGGCGCAGUGGUCUAAGGCACUGCAUCACAGUGCUAACUGUGCCACUAGAGAUCCUGGUUUGAAUCCAGGCUCUGUCGCAGCCGGCCUCGACCGGGAGACUCAUGGACGGCGCACAAUUGGCCCAGCGUCGUCCAGGGUAGGGGAGGGAAUGGCCGGCAGGGAUGUAGCUCAGUUGAUAGAGCAUGGCGUUUGCAACGCCAGGGUUGUGGGUUUGAUUCCCACGGGGGGCCAGUAUAAAAAAAAAAAUGUAUUCACUAACUGUAAGUCGCUCUGGAUAAGAGCGUCUGCUAAAUGACUAAAAUGUACUAAGUGCCUUAUUGAUGUAAAGAAAAAUACACUAAGGCUGACUUACUUGAUCCCUUUUUGCUACAGCUGUCUGCCCCACUUAUUGCAGAAUUAUUAACCUAUAUUGUUUACUUGACAAUUGUUUCUGGGGUAUCCCUAAAAUCAUGAAAAAUGGCACAAGUCCACCGUACAAUUUCCAAGCUAUCUUGCCUUGCCAUAGUUUUAGAGUCCCUGGCCAACUCUCAGCUUAGAACUUUUUAAACUUCUCAUUCUAUUCUUAACCCUUGGCCUACAAUGUCCUCGCCCCCCUUGGAAAUGUAAUUAACAUAAUACAAAAAAUCCCCAUCAAAAUCCAUCUGUUUAGGCGAGAGAUAUAUGUUUAUUUUGCAUGGGCUGCAUCUCAAUCCAUCACAUUCGCCCAUAUCGCCCUUCUUCAUCUGCGGUGAAAGGUGUCAGAGCUAGAGCAGUGUUUAUAUUUGCGUAAUGUACAAAUAUGUGCAUAUUUAACCUCUACGGGAUCGGUGUCCCGUAUACGGGACGGUUGAGCUAAUGAGCGCUAAUGUGAUAAGCAUGACUGUUGUAAGUAACAGCAAACUUUCAAGGACAUAGACAUGUCUUAUAUGGGCAGAAAGCUUAACUUUUUGUUAAUCUAACUGCACUGUCCAAUUUACAGUAGCUAUUACAGUUAAAAAAUAACAUUCUAUUGUUUGAGGAGAGUGCACAACAACAACAAACUUAUCACGGCAACUGGUUUGAUACAGUCACCUCUGAAGGGAAAUAAUGUAAUUACAUUCAGUAAUCUUUCUCUGAUUUGUCAUCCUAAGGGUCCCAGAGAUAACAUGAAGCAUAGUUAAAAAUAAAAAUAAAUCCAUUUUUAUAUUCAAAUUUAGGAACUAGGUUCUACAGUUUGAACCCCUGCUGUCUCUGGCUCCACACCCACCCCGCCCGGCCAUCUACAGUUGAAGUCGGAAGUUUACAUACAAUUAGGUUGGAGUCAUUAAAACUUGUUUUUCAACCAGUCCACAAAUUUCUUGUUAACAAACUAUAGAUUUGGCAAGUCGGUUAGGACAUAUACUUUGAGCAUGACACUUAAUUUUUCCAACAAUUGUUUACAGACAUAUCAUUUCACUUAUAAUUCACUGUAUCACAAUUCCAGUGGGUCAGAAGUUUACAUACACUAAGCUGACUGUGCCUUUAAAUAGCUUGGAAAAUUCCAGAAAAUUAUGUCAUGGCUUUAGAAGCUUCUGAUAUGCUAAUUGACAUAAUUUGAGUCCAAAUGCCUGAAAGUACUACGUUCAUCUGUACAAACAAUAGUAUGCAAGUAUAAACACCAUGGGACCACAGAGCCGUCAUACCGCUCAGGAAGGAGAUGCGUUCUGUCUCCUAGAGAUGAACAUACUUUGGUGCAAAAAGUGCAAAUCAAUCCCAGAACAACAGCAAAGGACCUUGUGAAGAUGCUGGAGGAAACAGUUACAAAAGUAUCUAUAUCCACAGUAAAACGAGUCCUAUAUCGACAUAACCUGAAAGGCUGUUCAGCAAGGAAGAAGCCACUGCUCCAAAACCGCCAUAAAAAAGCCAGACUACGGUUUACAACUGCAAAUGGGGACAAAGAUCGUACUUUUUGGAGAAAUGUCCUCUGGUCUGAUGAAACAAAAAUAGAACUGUUUGGCCACAAUGACCACCAUUACGUUUGGAGGAAAUAGGGGGCAGCUUGCAAACUGAAGAACACCAUCCCAACCGUGAAGCACGGGGGUGGCAGCAUCAUGCUGUGGGGGUGCUUUGCUGCAGGAGGGACUGGUGCACUUCACAAAAUAGAUGGCAUCAUGAGGAAGGAAAAUUAUGUGGAUAUAUUGAAGCAACAUCUCAAGACAUCAGUCAGGAAGUUAAAGCUUGGUAUCAAAUGGAUCUUCCAAAUGGACAAUGACCCAAGCAUACAUCCAAAGUUGUUGCAAAAUGGCUUAAGGACAACAAAGUAAACUAUUGGAGUGGCCAUCACAAAGCCCUGACCUCAAUCCUAUAGAAAAUAUGUGGGCAGAACAGAAAAAGCUUGUGUGAGCAAGGAGACCUAUAAACCUGACUCAGUUACACCAGCUCUGUCAGGAAAAAUUCACCCAACUUAUUGUGGGAAACAAUUUAAAGGCAAUGCUAACAAAUACUAAUUUAGUGUAUGUAAACUUCUGACCCACUGGGAAUGUGAUGAAAGAAAAAAAAGCUGAAUUAAAUCAUUCUCUCUACUAUUUUUCUGACAUUUCACAUUCUUAAAAUAAAGUGGUGAUCCUAACUGACCUAAGACAGGGAAUUUUUACUAGGAUUAAAUGUCAGGAAUUGUGAAAAACUGAGUUUAAAUGUACACUGCUCAAAAAAAUAAAGGGAACACUUAAACAACACCAUGUAACUCCAAGUCAAUCACACUUCUGUGAAAUCAAACUGUCCACUUAGGAAGCAACACUGAUUGACAAUAAAUGUCACAUGCUGUUGUGCAAAUGGAAUAGACAACAGGUGGAAAUUAUAGGCAAUUAGCAAGACACCCCCAAUAAAGGACUGCUUUUGCAGUUGGUGACCACAGACCACUUCUCAGUUCCUAUGCUUCCUGGCUGAUGUUUUGGUCACUUUUGAAUGCUGGCGGUGCUUUCACUCUAGUGGUAGAAUGAGACGGAGUCUACAACCCACACAAGUGGCUCAGGUAGUGCAGCUCAUCCAGGAUGGCACAUCAAUGCGAGCUGUGGCAAGAAGGUUUGCUGUGUCUGUCAGCGUAGUGUCCAGAGCAUGGAAGCGCUACCAGGAGACAGGCCAGUACAUCAGGAGACGUGGAGGAGGCCGUAGGAGGGCAACAACCCAGCAGCAGGACCGCUACCUCCGCCUUUGUGCAAGGAGGAGUAGGAGGAGCACUGCCAGAGCCCUGCAAAAUGACCUCCAGCAGGCCACAAAUGUGCAUGUGUUUGCUCAAACGGUCAGAAACAGACUCCAUGAGGGUGGUAUGAGGGCCCGACGUCCACAGGUGGGGGAUGUGCUUACAGCCCAACACCGUGCAGGACGUUUGGCAUUUGCCAGAGAACACCAAGAUUGGCAAAUUCGCCACUGGCGCCCUGUGCUCUUCACAGAUGAAAGCAGGUUCACAUUGAGCACAUGUGAUAGACGUGACAGAGUCUGGAGACGCCGUGGAGAACGUUCUGCUACCUGCAACAUCCUCCAGCAUGUCCGGUUUGGCGGUGGGUCAGUCAUGGUGUGGGGUGGCAUUUCUUUGGGGGGCUGCACAGCCCUCCAUGUGCUCGCCAGAGGUAGCCUGACUGCCAUUAGGUACCGAGAUAAGAUCCUCAGACCCCUUGAGAGACCAUAUGCUGGUGCGGUUGGCCCUGGGUUCCUCCUAAUGCAAGACAAUGCUAGACCUCAUGUGGCUGGAGUGUGUCAGCAGUUCCUGCAAGAGGAAGGCAUUGAUGCUAUGGACUGGCCUGCCCGUUCCCCAGACCUGAAUCCAAUUGAGUACAUCUGGGACAUCAUGUCUCGCUCCAUCCACCAACGCCACGUUGCACCACAGACUUUCCAGGAGUUGGCGGAUGCUUUAGUCCAGGUCUGGGAGGAGAUCCCUCAGGAGACCAUCCGCCACCUCAUCAGGAGCAUGCCCAGGCAUUGUAGGGAGGUCACACAGGCACGUGGAGGCCACACACACUACUGAGCCUCAUUUUGACUUGUUUUAAGGACAUUACAUCAAAGUUGGAUCAGCCUGUAGUGUGGUUUUCCACUUUAAUUUUGAGGGUGACUCCAAAUCCAGACCUCCAUGGGUUGAUAAAUUUGAUUUCCAUUGAUAAUUUUUGUGUGAAUUUGUGGUCAGCACAUUCAACUAUGUAAAGAAAAAAGUAUUUAAUACGAUUAUUUCAUACAUUCAGAUCUAGGAUGUGCUGUUUAAGUGUUCCCUUUAUUUUUUUGAGCAGUGUAUUUGGCUAAGGUGUAUGUAAACUUCCGACUUCAAUUCCUCAUGCAUGUAAUCAUUAACUUCUAGUGUAGGCAGUAUUUCAAGCUAGAAUCCAACAGUCCCCCCUUUUUGAAUAGUACCUCUAUACUGUUCAACAUUACAUACACUUUGAAAUUAUUUAUAAAUGAACAGAAAAUAAAACAUGAUUAACAUUCUCAGUUGAUUAGUAUAUUUACACCUCCGAGACUUAUGGUCUCUGAUCUAUAAUCACACUAUGCACAUUCUUAUUCCCCCCUCUCGUCGUACAACUGAUAAGGACAUUUUAGCUGUAGCUUUUGACUUCCUCCAUUUCAGCUGGAGCUUUUGACUUUCUCCUUUUCCUCCUUCUGGUUCCUAAGAGAGUGAUAGCACAUGACUUGAAACGCAAAAAGAAACACAAAACACAACAAGUAUUAAUAAUGCGUUAAGCUAUGCAUAAUUAUAUAUGCAAAGAAAAAAUGAAGUUUGAUAACAUGACGAUUCCCACUCUCUCUUAGCCUGACUUUAUACCUUCAGGAUACUGUUCUGCUGGUGUCCACAAAAAUUAAGGCCCUAAAAAACCUCCUCAUGCUUUUAACCAGUCUUCCCCCAUUAGGCUACAGGAUACAAAAACUGUGAUAACGGCAUAUAAUUUUCACUUCGCUCCCCAUCUUCUUCUUCCUCCAUGGCCACCCAAUAUACAUGUGCUGUGACCUUAAUCAACUUUACCUCAUCUUGAGGCAAAUCAGCACAUGUUUAAAUGUAUUUGGCUAAUGUGUAUGAAAACUUCUGACUUCAACUGUAGAUGUGUGAAAGUUAGUGUAUAAGCUAAAGAUCCAUAAUGUAUGACAUUCCUGGGAGUGUGUAAACUUACAUUUUGUAUUACCAUAUCAUUUUUGUAUGUUCUCUAUAGUUAUGUACUUCAAAAUGUAUCAAUUGACCAAUUUGGCACAUUGGGGCAGACUUGAUGCAUUUACAUUUACAAAUUGGUGCAUUCAACUUAGGAUAGCCAGUGGGACAACCACCUUUAAAAAUAUAAUAAUAUGGGGGGGUGGGGGAGGGGGGGGGGGGGGGGUAGAAGGAUUACUGUUAUACUAUUCCAGGUAUUCCUUAAAGAGGUAGGGUUUCAAGUGUCUCCGGAAGGUGGUCAGUGACUCCGCUGUCCUGGCGUCGUGGGGGAGCUUGUUCCACCAUUGGGGUGCCAGAGCAGCGAAUAGCUUUGACUGGGCUGAGCGGGAACUGUGCUUCCGUAGAGGUAGGGGGGCUAGCAGGCCAAAGUGUUUCCUUUUAAAUAGUAUCAAGAAUAUGCAUAUCCUUGCUUCAAGUCCUGAGCUACAGGUAGUUAGAUUUGGGUAUGUCAUUUUAGGUGAAAAUUGAAAAAAAGGGUCAGAGACCAUCUAAUUUGCCCAUUUUUUUUUGUUAUCUAAACAUUUUAAUACAACAAAGUAUUAAAAUGGUGAAUAAGCUGGAUGUGGAGGUCCUGGCCUGGCGUAGCUACACAUGGUCUGCGGUUGUGAGGCCGGUUGGACGUACUGCCAAAUUCUCUAAAACGACAUUGGAGGCAGCUUAUGGUAGAGAAAUUAACUUUGAAAUUAUCUGGCAACAGCUCCGGUGGACAUUCCUGCAGUCAUCAUGCCAAUUGCACGCUCCCUCAAACAGACAUCUGUUGCAUUGUGUUGUGUGACAUAACUGCACAUUUUAAAGUGGUAUUUUAUUGUCCCUAGCACAAGGUGCACCUGUGUAAUGAUCAUGCUGUUUAAUCAGCUUCUUGAUAUACCACACCUGUCAGGUGGAUGGAUUAUAUUGGCAAUGUAGAAAUGAUCACUAAUAGGGAUGUAAACAAAUUUGUGCACAACAUUUGAGAGAAAUAAGCUUUUUGGAACAUUCCUCAAAUUUUUUAUUUUAGCUCAUGAAACAUGUGACCUUUACAUGUUGAGUUCAUAUUUUUGUUCAGUAUAUAUUUGUGUCACAUUCACCUGACAAGGCAUCACAUCCUACUAAAGUGUGGUGCCUUGCCUUAAAUACACAGAAAAUAGGCAUUUAAAUACAAAUACUUAAAUAAGCAUGUAGGUGUCUGCGCGCCCAUGUGUUUGUGUGCAUGUGUGCACGUGCUUGCGUAUGCAUGGUUUUUUGCUACAGACCAUUAAUUUCAUUUGCUGUAAUAGUCUCUGAUUUUUUAAAGAACAAUUGUAUUGGUUUUUCCUUUUUUUGCCCCAAGAACAUUGAAUGUUCCAGUAAACUAAGUAAAUAAUUAGAUCGAUGAUGCAAUUAAUAUGUCUGAGAAAUUGCCUAUUGAGGCCAGACAGCAGUGUUUUCUCUCUCAAAACAGACCCAUUAUUCUAAAAUACAUCACUACUGACCUCAUCAAUAUACACCUUUGUGAAGUUGCCAAAUGUUGGCAGAAAGACUUACUACUCUACACUUGUAUUUGAGGGAUUGAAUUUCACGGUUUCUGUAUGUGUUUGCGUGAUUAGAAGUGCAGAGCUCAUAUUUAUUUAUUUAUUCUCCUAAUCCUGGAGGAUACAGUCCAAGUUCACUGCAGUAUUGGAGUAUAAGCAAUUAAAAUGACUAUCUUCGUUUUGAGCCAGCAAUUUGCCAGAUAUCAGGAGUUGUGUGGGUGUGUGAAUGAGUAAUUGUAUUGUGAGUAGGUGUGUGACUGAGAAAUCACUUGAAUGAGGGAGUGUGUGAGGGCUUUAGCAAGGGAGUGUGUGAGCAUUUAUGUAUUGUAAGGGAAUGACGUGCCAUAGAGAAUGAUAGUAUCUCAUUGUCUCGUAGAGUGAUGUUAGGAGUCAAGUAGUAGGCAGAUUAGAAACUCUUUAUAUAUACAGUAGUAUCUCUUGACAAAUAUUAAUGUAUGUUAGCCCUGCUGCUGAAUCUGAGAUGGGGGUGGGGGGUCUUCUAGUGCAGUGGAUCAAUGUAAAUGAUUAUUUUUGAUGAAUCAUGAUUUCGCGAAGGGAUAAUUGAAGUGGGGCAGGGAAAGUUCUCUAGUGGUGCACAAUAAAUGUUGCUAACUUGCAAAAUAGUUGCAUUGAAAGCAUUGUCAGGAACCUCCAUAUUGUAAUUCAGUGCAUUGCAUUACAAACACAGAUGGACGUCUCUGACAGGGAGGGGGAUAGGCUUUGUCAGAAUCUUUGAGAGGGGAGGUACUUGUCUGCUGAUUUUGUUCAGUACAUAUUUGAACACCUCGACCCCCAGAAACCAAAUUGAGUAGUUGGCCAGAGCACACAAGAUUUGAUAUGGGUUCUGAGAUGAAACAGGUAUUAUAAAGCUAUUACAUAGGCUUUAAAGUUUAUACCCUAUGUGUGAAUACACUAUACACAAUAUAAUAACUUUUUUGUUCGUCCUCAAGGUAAACAAAUGUACAUCCAAAAGUCAAGAUUUUUUGUUUUUGUCCCUUCUAGGUGAUUUGGUGUCACGGGCCAUGCACCAUCUCCAGCCAUUGCACAUUAAGAACCAUAGCAACGGCACGCCGGUCGACCAGAAGAGCGGCUCGGUGCACUGGGAGCCUGAGGCUCUCUACACCCUCUGCUAUUUCAUGCAAUGUCCCCAGAUAGAGUGGGAGAACCCCAAAGUGGAGCCCUCCAAAGUCACCCUGCAGACCGAGAGGUGA
Messenger RNA from Coregonus sp. 'balchen', 17792 nucleotides. The record is from the annotation of a GenBank genome assembly. Lineage: Eukaryota; Metazoa; Chordata; Actinopteri; Salmoniformes; Salmonidae.